Messenger RNA from Colletotrichum godetiae, 590 nucleotides. RefSeq lists its product as uncharacterized. The transcript has a single exon. Bases 99 to 509 code for a protein of 136 amino acids. NCBI's taxonomy places the organism in Eukaryota, Fungi, Ascomycota, Sordariomycetes, Glomerellales, Glomerellaceae. The record is from RefSeq and is a predicted model, not a curated record.
CAUUUUUCCACGCCCCCUCCAUCACCACCCUCCCUCAUCCCCUGUCCGCCCCUCCUUCAUCAGCUAGGCUCUUAGUUCCGUGGGGCGCGAGACCAUCCAUGGCUUUCCGGUCCGUCCUCCACGACCCCAUCCCAUCAACCGCCCGUUCGACACCGAUCCAAGCUUCCAAGCCACAAACGGCCCCUUGCACUGAGCGGCAUACACGUGGUGGAGAACAACGCCAAUGGAGGACUGUCCCCCUCAGAGACGCCUCUUUUUGCUCUAUCCGUUUCUCUCUGAAGCUCGUUCAGGAAGAAAAGAAGAAAACAUUGAUGCCAAGAGCUCCCCUUCAUCUCGUCAUUCUCGGCUCGGGACCGGCGCGGCGCUUUUGGGAAAGCAUUUGUGUUGCACACGCGGCCCACCUACCAGCUGGAUUUCGGGACCCCUCAAGCCACAGCGGCCUUCUGUCAAACAGCAAACAAGCAGUCUCUGGUGUGCUGAAUGAUAUUAUUUGCAGUCCCGCCGCCUAGGGCCAACAAAUGGCUCGAGCCGACGGCUUAUAGCAUGAUGCUUCAUUCAAACAAGCAAAACCUCUGUCCGAAACGGGGCAC